Planococcus citri (citrus mealybug) is the source of this 1508-nucleotide messenger RNA. RefSeq names its product galactose-3-O-sulfotransferase 3-like. NCBI's taxonomy places the organism in Eukaryota, Metazoa, Arthropoda, Insecta, Hemiptera, Pseudococcidae. Gene Ontology annotation, biological process: glycolipid biosynthetic process. The record is from RefSeq and is a predicted model, not a curated record. Gene Ontology annotation, molecular function: galactosylceramide sulfotransferase activity. Gene Ontology annotation, cellular component: membrane. The coding region runs from base 41 to 1237 and encodes 398 amino acids. The transcript has 2 exons.
UCAUAGCUUACGUAGUAAGUAUUUACCUAUUAGCUUCAAUAUGUGGCAUAAGCUUUUGUUAAAACGAAAAAUAAUAAUUUCUGCGAGUUUAUCGUUACUUUUAAUAGCCAGUUUAUGGUACCUUGGUAAAAAUUUUCAAAAGUUCAACAAACAGACAACACCAACCAUAACGUUGCCAACAAUAUCCAUCGAAAAAUCGGAAGAACCCCCAGCUUACGAAUGUUGUACUCAGUCAAAGUCGACCUUCCGUAAAAAUAUAUAUUUCCUCAAAACCCAUAAAACUGGCAGCUCGACGAUCCAAAGUAUAAUCCUACGAUUCGCUCUGCGUCACUCUCUCAACGUAAUGAAUCCGAUCUUGUAUCUGUACAAUUACCCCAUUUCCAAAGACACCAUAGACGCCUCCAGUUCGACUCCGGAUAACAAGUACAAUAUACUAGCACACCAUGUAAGAUACUCUUCGAAUCUGGCAUCGUUCCAGUAUCCGAAUACAGUAACGGUAACCGUGCUCAGAAAUCCGGUCACGUUGUUCCCAUCGUUAUACAAUUAUUUCAACAUGGCCCAGAUCAAUGGUAUGACACUGCAGCAAUUCUUGAGAUCGCCUGCCAAACCGUCUACGCUGUGGGGUAUCGGCAGUCCUUGGAUAUACCGAGGGUAUAACCAGAUGAGCUACGAUUUGGGUUUCGAUUUGCAGAAAGAUGCGGAUAAUCAGACCGCCGUGGACGAAUUCGUUGCCAAAAUAGAUCGCGAAUUUGAUUUCGUCAUGAUUAUGGAGUACAUGGAGGAAUCGUUGGUUUUACUCGCUCGUUUAAUGGGAUGGCCUUUGCAGAGCAUGAUGCAUUUGAAACUAAACGCCAGACCAGCUGAUCCCAAUGCUCACGUCUUGACUGCCGAUGAAAAGAUAACUAUUUUAAAGCUGAACCACGUCGACGCUGCGCUUUAUUAUCAUUUUGAGAAAAAAUUUAGAAAAUGCGUCGAUCAGUACGGAAAAGAAAAACUUCAAGGGGAAAUCGUCGAGUUGAGGCAACUAAACGAGAAAUUUUACCGCAGAUGCGUUGAUAGGGAGGUUCAAGGAGGCGAUUUAGGAGGUAUUCUGGGAGCCAUAUCUUAUGUACCUAAGAACAAUUCGGAUCUAGAAUGUGUCUACGCCACUCAACUGUCGCUUACUUUGGAACAAACCAUAAGGGAUAUACAAUCGACCAGGCUAAAUCUUGAAAAACGACUUCCAAAAUUCAGAUAAUUGUUAGAUCUGAUCAAAAUAGAAGUCAGAUUCAAUGACAACGAAAACUUUUUUUUGGCAAAAUUAAUUUUUCAUAAGUGGGUAACUGUGGUGUCUGUAUAGACGGCAGCACCGAAUUCGUAGAUCGUUGAAUCGUAUGUGUAUGUGUGCUUGGCACAAUUGUAGAUAUUUGGAGGUAUGAGUUUUUAGUGUGUGUGAUUAUUGCUUUGUCAUGUUAUUAUUAUUCGUUAUGUUUUAAAAUAAAAUUACGUGUAUGAAAUAUGCAGUUAUU